Molecule: messenger RNA, 2997 nt
Organism: Lindgomyces ingoldianus
Lineage: Eukaryota; Fungi; Ascomycota; Dothideomycetes; Pleosporales; Lindgomycetaceae
Product: WD40 repeat-like protein
Exons: 3
Coding region: 60-2918 (952 amino acids)
Biological process (GO): positive regulation of rRNA processing; positive regulation of transcription by RNA polymerase I
Cellular component (GO): nucleolus
Molecular function (GO): protein binding; RNA binding
Source: RefSeq, a predicted model, not a curated record
CUCACACCUCCGUCUUCCAACCCUCAAUUUUAGGGCCAUAAAUAUUGUAACUAGCUGCCAUGACUGACGGUUUGGACUCUCAGCUACUGAAACGAAAGCGAGCAGAUGGGGAAUUGGCGAAGAAAAAGAGAAAGAAGCAGAGAAAGAGCGAGGCGUCGAUACGAAAAGACGAUAUCCAGGUGGAGGCAAGCUUUCCGACACCCAGAGGCAAAUCACCGGCAACUUGGUCUGUCUCCGCUCCCAUCGGUGGAUGGUUCUUACCUCAAGACCCCUUGUUCUCACUUGAUGAGAAAUACCUGUUCCUCGCGGAUACCAGAUCUGUGCAGGUUUAUUCUACUGAAACUUCUCUUCCUAUACGCACUCUUGCAGUUGGCUACGGAUACAUAUCAGCCUACGCUCUUUCGUCUACAAAUCCCGAACACCUUUACGUCGCAAAUUCAUCUGGCCUGGUCACUCAAUGGGACUGGACUAAUGGAACGAAGACAGCACGCUGGGAAAUCAAGACAAAUAUUCGACAGAUGACAGUAGUGUCGCAGGCGCAAUCGAACCAGGAUCUCGUGUUCUGCCAUGAAGUGGAAAAUAGUCACAAAAUCAACGUGCACGCUUUACGCACGCUUGACCAAGCUUCCCAAACGGAAUUGAAACAGGUCUUGAAGUCGAAGUCAGCUAUCAGCGGAUUCCAGGUCUUAUUAGAGGGAAUGAUCCUGAUUGUUGCCUGCCAGAACUCGAUCGCAAUUGGCAAACGUGCGAAGCUUCACAGAACUGCCGUACAAGAUUUUGAGUACACAUGGCGAGAGUUCCGAACCACCAAACGGAUAACGGCAUUCAACGCGUAUGUACGGAUCCCGCAAGCUUCAGGAAAAAACAAAGAUGCUUUACAAGAUUCAAGAAUCCAUCUUAAUCUUGCAUUUGGGGAUGAGAACGGCGUAAUUUAUCUUUUUGAUGAUAUGCUGUCGUCGUUCGCCAGGUUCGAGAGAUCCCAGAAGGAUAGUGGAAAGACAACUAUGGAUCUUGAUACACUCAGGCCAAAGCGUCUGCACUGGCACAGAGACGCCGUUAGGUCAUUGAAGUGGUCGAAAGAUGCUAACUAUCUAAUCUCUGGAGGAAAGGAGACAGUGCUAGUGAUCUGGCAACUCUCCACCGGAAAACAACAGCACUUGCCUCACUUGACUGCGUCGAUUGAGAACAUCGUAGUCUCUCCAUCGGGUGCUUCAUACUCGGUGUUUCUGGCAAAUAAUUCCAUCAUCGUAUUAUCGACCUCCGAACUCGUGGCUAAAACGAACAUUGUCGGAACCCAAUCGCGAAGGAUAGAGCUUGAGCAAAUGCCCCGAGCAUCAACAUCCAACGACUUUCCCUUCGAUAUCUUCCAUCAAGUCCCAAUGGCCGUUCAUACAAAGAACCCCAGUCAAGUCAUGCUGUCGGUGCCAUCAUCUCAGCCUCGAAAUGAGCAUCUGCGAAUUCCACCGCCCCAGCCAUACCUGCAGACUUUCGAUUUCGCCACCCAAUUACACGUCUCGCGACAGGCUCUCACGCGAAACAAUGCGACGGACCUCAACACCGGACCCGAUAAGACAAAGAUUCAAGAACCAAAUGUCAAAUUCAUCCAAGUCAGCCAUGACGGCAGGUGGUUGGCAACUGUCGACGAGUGGACACCACCACCAAUAGAUAUGGGCUAUCUUGAAGAAGGCAUCCCAGAGUUCAAUGAGGAAGAGCGGCUGUUUCGCCGCGAAACCUAUCUUAAGUUCUGGAGUUGCGACGAGAAAAGCGCGCAAUGGACUCUUGAGUCAAGAAUCGAUGCGCCUCACUCAUUCGAUACUCUCGGCACCAGUGCCCAAGUCUUCGAUCUAAUAUCCGAACCGACUAAAGCUGGGUUCGCCACUGUAGGCGAAGACCGUUUCGUGCGCAUUUGGAGGCCGAAGACGAGGCUACGAGACGGUAUGACUGUGCGAGGAAACGACAAACGACAUAAGGAGGGGCUUGUAACUUGGUCACUUGACUGGUCAAUCGAGCUCUGCGGCAGAUUUGACAUAUUAGACUCUAGUCCCAGUCCUCACUCCUUACUGAACCCUAGAAAUUCUCGUUUGGCAGUGUCUGCAGAUGGCUCUGUCCUCGCCGCUGGAGUUUCCUGGUCCUCAGAUGCCAAUACAGGAGUUAUUCACAUACUAGAUGCUGAAAAGGGAACUGUACGACGUUCCAUUACAGAAUUAGACGUAACCGCACUCUCCUGCCUGGGGCUAGUUGGGCGAUAUCUGGUUGCUAUCAGUGACUCGAUCAUGGUAUGGGAUCUCGUCGUCGAUGAACUCGUCUUCUGCGUGCCCGUAGAGUUGCCUGGUAUCGAUCGCUCCCACCGACCUUGGCUUAUUCGUUUGGCUACCAAUGAGAACGACGGAACGUUUGCGGUUACAUGCCCGCAAUUUGAAAAAAAUGAAACCUCUAAAUCGCGCGGCACCCGAUACUUUAAGAAAGCCACGACCAAGAUUUUCGUUUUUGAGCCACAGAAACCCCAGGCAACUUGGUCUAGUACAGUACCAGACAUCGUUCUCGCGCUCCAGUCUAUGCAGGGUCGCAGAGGCUAUGUUAUCCUUGACUCUACAGCCUCAGUUCGACUUGUAAAUCGGAAAGCGGUCGCGUUGCAGUUGAUCACGCCUCCACCCGAGCCGACGCCCGAGCUUGUCAGAAGACGCAAGGACAUAAAAGAAGAUGAAGACGAAAAUGAAGAUGAAGACAGAGACGAAGAAUCGAACGAUUUCACCCAAGGCCAGGAGUUGCUUCCAGAUACGGAAAACGACAAACCAGUGGUCACGCCGCAGCAACUACAGGAGAUAUUCGACCUUAGCUCUUCAAACACCCUACCGCCGGUCAAGGAACUAUUCAAUGCAGUUGUGGGGUUGUAUGCAAGAAAGCCAAAGGCACAGUGAGGGUGGCAUCAAUCUGUAGCAGAUAGAUUUGGGCAGAAAACAAUUUCCGAUGUUCAAGUAUAUGUUGCACACAUUCAAG